This is a messenger RNA of Anopheles cruzii, 711 nucleotides long. RefSeq names its product histidine-rich glycoprotein-like. Bases 1 to 711 code for a protein of 236 amino acids. The record is from RefSeq and is a predicted model, not a curated record. The transcript has a single exon. Lineage: Eukaryota; Metazoa; Arthropoda; Insecta; Diptera; Culicidae.
AUGAGAAAAGUGUGGAUCCUGGCGCUGCUGGCGCUGGCGCUGCUGGUGACGCUGGCUAGCGGCCACGAGAAGAAAAAAGAGAGUGGCUUCGAAGAGAGCGGUGGCAGCGAACAUGGCGGCGAUCAUCACUCGAAAAAAGGCGACAAGGGCGACAAGGGGUACGAGAAAAAGCACGGCCUGGAGAAGUCGGAAAAGGGCAGCAAGGGCAAGGAGGAGCACGAGUCACACUAUGGCGAGGAGGGCGGCCACAAGAAGGAAAGCCAUGACGAGGGCGGCCACUUCAAGAAACACCACGAGGAGAAAAAGGGCUCGAAGCACGGUAAGAAAGGCCACAAGAAGGGCCACAAGAAGGGCUCGAAGACGACCGGGUACCACCACAAGUCGCACAAGGACGACUACCACAAGGAGCACAAGUUCUACGACGAUCACCAUAAGGAGGGCCACCACAAGAAGUUUGGUGACUUCAACGAGUUCCACAAGAAGGCCGGUGGCGAUCACAAGAAGGGCGGCCACCACGAGUCCGCGCACAAGGAAGACAAGUACGCGAAAAAGGGCCACUCGGACAAGGGUCACUUCGAUGACGAACACAAGGGCUGGAAGCACAAGCACGGCCACGAGUCGCACUUCUCGCACAAGGACAAGUUUGGCAAAAAGGGCGGCAAAUCGGGCGGCAGCGAACACGGCUACAAAAAGGGUGAUGGUAAACAUUAA